GCGGAAAAAAGUAGCACGAGUAACUACUCUGUACUACACUUCAAUUCAACUCUAAUAUCACAGCUGCGCAUCAAUACAGUUUCGAGCGCAUACCAUUGAAACCCUGCGCAAUUGCUACUGGGUCCAAUUGUCCCUUCAGAUGCAGUAGUCAUGCUGUCCACCUGCGCUCGUCAGCUCCCCCGAGCACCCCUCCGCACUCGAUACCCUCCCACCUGCCAAUCCUCCUGCUACCGUCUAUCCCAGUCUUCGCGACCUUUCUCGUCUACACGGGCUGCGUUUGAUCAGCAGCAAAAUCAUAGAAAAGAGUCUUUCAGAUCAAGAUUAAAUUCUGCUCUGAAGAGCACGAAGAUCGAAUGGAAGCCUAUCCCAAUCGCAUUGGGAGUCACAUUCCUCGGAGCAUUCCAAAUCUAUCGCAUUCAAAGGAGAGAGAAGCAUACCCAGAGCGGAGGCACAGAUAGCCAGGAUGUGGAUAGUCUAGGCACACCGAAGAAGAGGGAGAGGAUCCGACCUAGUGGCCCAUGGUCAGUCCAAUUCUAUGGUUGAUUCUACCUGGAAGCUAAAAAUCUACAGGCAGGUCCAGAUUAUGUCUACGUUGCCGCUGAAGGCACUUUCACGUGUAUGGGGUCGGUUCAAUGAGUUGAAUAUUCCAUAUUAUCUUCGUGUCCCAGGAUUCAAAUUGUACUCCUUCAUCUUUGGUGUCAAGUGAGUUUUUCCACAUCGUCAUAU
Aaosphaeria arxii CBS 175.79 is the source of this 726-nucleotide messenger RNA. RefSeq lists its product as uncharacterized. NCBI's taxonomy places the organism in Eukaryota, Fungi, Ascomycota, Dothideomycetes, Pleosporales. The transcript has a single exon. The coding region runs from base 151 to 543 and encodes 130 amino acids. The record is from RefSeq and is a predicted model, not a curated record.